This is a messenger RNA of Hemibagrus wyckioides, 945 nucleotides long. RefSeq names its product basic transcription factor 3 (gene btf3). Bases 133 to 618 code for a protein of 161 amino acids. The transcript is spliced from 6 exons. The record is from RefSeq and is a predicted model, not a curated record. Lineage: Eukaryota; Metazoa; Chordata; Actinopteri; Siluriformes; Bagridae. Gene Ontology annotation, cellular component: cytosol; nascent polypeptide-associated complex.
UGACGUCACUUCCGUCCCCCUCUCUCGCUUCCAUCUUGCUCUCCGCGUGUGUUUGCUGCUAGCGUGCAGGUCAGUGAGGAGAUCUAAAAUACUCUCUUUCCUGCACAGACACUUCCAGCUCCAAGGCUCAAGAUGAAAGAGACAAUAAUGAACCAGGAGAAAUUAGCCAAACUGCAGGCGCAAGUCCGCAUCGGUGGAAAGGGCACUGCACGCAGAAAGAAGAAGGUUGUACACAGAACCGCUACUGCAGAUGACAAGAAACUCCAGUUUUCUCUGAAAAAGUUGGGCGUCAAUAACAUCUCCGGCAUUGAGGAGGUGAACAUGUUUACAAACCAGGGAACAGUGAUCCACUUCAACAACCCCAAAGUGCAGGCUUCACUGGCAGCCAACACCUUCACCAUCACAGGCCAUGCCGAGACCAAGCAGCUCACAGAGAUGCUGCCAUCUAUCCUCAAUCAGCUCGGUGCAGACAGCUUGACCAGUCUGAGGAAACUCGCUGAGGCGCUGCCCAAACAAGCUGGUGAUGGAAAAGCACCAGUGGCAACAGGAGAGGAAGAUGAUGAAGUUCCAGAUCUCGUGGAGAAUUUCGAUGAGGCUUCAAAGGAUGAGGCAAACUAACUCAAAAGGAGAGACAGGCGUUCAGAAUCUUCAAACUCAGCCGGGCCACGUGGGACCCCCUCUUCCCUUUUUCUUUUUUUAUUUUAAAAAUGUAUUACAGUCUCUAUUUUUUUUUCUCACGUGCACUGCUGUUUUCCCCUGUGUCCAAGCUGAGUGUGUGAAAAGCGUGUUUAACUACACAGUGUCGUAGUGUGGGGGGUGUGUGCGAGUGUGUGUGUGGACCCCAGGGCAUCCUGCCCAUCUCUCCCUGUUACUGAGACUCUCCUUUGCGGCCUAGCUGAAACCCACAUCUGGAAAUAAACAUUUGCUAUUGAUGAGCUUAAUAAA